AGAGGCGGGGUAAGAAGUCCGAAGAAGUGCCGUACCAUAGUUGAAGACAUUUAAGUUUUGAAUUUAUAUCGGAUCACGGGGCAGGGGCGGAUGGUUUCCGGGUGGGGUUCGGGUGGAGUUUUGGAGUAGUUAUGAACUGAACAAUCAUUAAUUUUGCAGUUGAGUCUGCUGCGAUGCCUUUCCUAGCAACAAUUUGAAGUCCGGUUGGCUUUGAGGAGGUUCCUAAAACUGUCAUAAACCUGGAAGAAUUAAUUUCGGUUUUAUGAUGGUUCUAAGAAUCUCCUCGAGUUCGUUGGACUUGAAAAUGUUACUUGAACUGCCAUUCUCAAGUAACGUUUUAGGUCAUGUAGAUCCAAGGAGGCUGUAAAGACCUUCAUUAAAACCAAAAUAAAAUCAUCUUGGUUUUAUGGCGUUCUUUUAAUCCCUUCAAUGUCAACGAGUCUUCAAAUUGUUGCUAGGAAUUCACUUUACGCCCAACGUAGUUUCUCGGUGUUCAGUCAUACAUGUGAAUGGAAGCUCCGAAAAAAUCAUCUCACUUGGUUGAAAAACUAUUACGUUGGGCAUAUAGUUGGUAGCACCGUGUGAUAGUAGUAUUGACUAUAUUAUUUAUAUACUACAUUUUUCAUCCAUAAAAGCAAUCAAAUUCAAUGGCUUCUUUGAACUAUUCUGAUUAGAUCGUCCUAUCCUCUUUGGAGCCACCAUAUUGUCCUGGCUAAUCCGGGCAAAAGUUCAUUUAAAUAUGCCUAGCGGUCAUAAGGACCACCCAAAUGUUCGUAUAAGCCUUUCUCAUUUCUCAGGCUUCUAUGGGCUACUUUAAUUUCCUCCUGGACCACUUAAAUUUUCUUGGAUAGCCAGAAGUCUAUUCUUCGAAGCGGUGAUCAUUGCAUCUAUAAUCCACCAUGAUCCUAUCCUCUAUUGGAGCCACCAUAAUGUCCAGAUUGAUCGGUCCAAGGUUCAUUUGAGUCAGCCCAGUGCAGUGUUCAUGAGGCGCUACCCCCCAAUAUUCGUAGAAACCUUUCUUAUAUUUUCAUGAUCCUCUUUCAAAAUUCUUUGGGCUACCUUAUCUCCAUUUGUACCACUCCAAUGUUUGUUUGGACUAUCCUAAGGGCUUUUUUGACUACCUUGAUGUUUGUUUGGACCAUUCCGAUGUUUCCAUGGAUCAUGACCAUGCUUCUUUGGGUCAAAUAGUGCUACAUCGGCCAUUCCACCUUUUGGUGAUACUCUUUUUUGUAAACAUGGACACUUUUAAAACUCUUGUUUUGAUCUGGAUAUAUGAGGCACUUAACCUUCCGUAACUCGCGCGGUUGACUACCUGCGUCAGCACCACACUAAUGCUGAGUACGAAAAGCGAGAUUUUUUCAACGUGUUGUACAAAAUACAACAGCGCGAUCGCUCGAGGGUUAACAAUACUAUAAUGGGGCCAAUGUUUCGUCGAACCUAGUCAUUUUAUUCCUAGUAAUCCUUGUAACUAUCAUGGCCAUCGUAAUGACAAUCUUAACAAAUUCAUCGUAUCUUCGGCCCUCUCAGAUUUGACUAUCCCAACCUCUAUUGGAGCCACCUAAAUGUCCAGAUUGACCAGUCCAAAGAUCAUUUGAGUCAGUCUGGUGUUAAUUAGACCAUCUAAAUGUUCGUUGGGACUUUUUUUAUAUACCCAUAGGCCUUCCUUAUUUGGACUACCUUAUUUCCAUUCUCACUACUUUAAUGUUUAUUCGGACUACCACAACAGCUGCAGUCUAUCCUGAUGUUGGUUUAGACCGUCUCGAUUGCCUCCAACGACCGUUUACAUAUUUUUUUAGGCCAAAUAGAGCUGCUUGGGACAGUCCAAGGCCCUUUCGGUGAUGCUCUCCCUUCCAAUUUAGUCAUCCUUACAACUGUCAUGGCAAUUUUGAUGUGUAACUUUUUAUAGUUCUUAUGUCGACCUUGGUUACCCGUAGAUCCUUAUGAAGCGCCUUUUGUUCAUUAUAGUUGCGUUCAUAAGGACAGCUCAAACGUCCGUAAUGGAUUUCAUAUAGCUCCAUGAACCCUUUACAUGAUUCAUUGGGCUACCUUAACUUCAUGUGUACCACUUAAGUACUUUAGAUCACCUUGAAGCUCGUUUUGGACAUUCUUUGGGCAAUAUGUCUAUCUUUACCAAUUUCAAGUUGGAUCAUAUGGUAUAUCCAAAUCCUCCUUAGAGCCACCAGAUUGUCCAGAUCGACCGGUCCAAGGUUCGUAAAGACUUUUCAUAUAUCUCUAUGGGCAUCUUUCAUGAUUGUUUGAGCUACCAUUUCCAGAUGGACUAGUUCAUGGUUCAUUUGAGUAAGAUAAUGUUCAUAAAAGCAGCUCAAUCGUCCGUAAUGGAUUUCAUAUAGCUCCAUGAGCCCCUUACAUGAUUCUUUGGGCUAUGAACAUCUUUACCAACUCCAAGUUAAUGUGGAUCAUACGGUCUAUCUAAAUGCCAUGUAAUCCUCUUAGGAGCCACCAUAAUGUCCAAAUUGCCCAGUCCAAGGGUUAUUUGGGUCAGCCUAUAGCUGAUAAGCGUCAUCGAAAUGCUCGCCCAAGCAUCACACAUGUUAUAUAAAAGUUACGACAGCGCAAGUUUUGGUUGUAUAGAAGUUUAUUUUACGUUAUUACAACACUAUGUUAGAAUUACGUAUAAUAAACUUCUAUACAACCUGCGCUGUCGUAACUCUAUUAUAACAUGUGUGUUGCUUGGGCGUAAACACAUUUCUUAUAUCUCCAUGGGCAUUUUUCAAGAUUGUUUGAGUUUCCCAAUCUUCAUUUACACCAGUAAAGCACUUUGGACCACCUGAAGCUCGCUUUGGACAUUGUUCGGACAUUAUGUCUAUCAAGACCAAUUCAUAGUUAGGGGCUGUCCAUAAACCACGUGGUCAUUUUUUUGGGACUUUUCAACACCCCCCCCCCCACCGCGUGGUCAUUAGUCCAUACAAAUUUUUUUAUUUGUCCAUACAAAAUGGUCAUUGGCCGAAGCCCCUCCCCCACCCCAAUGACCACGUGGUUUAUGGACAGCCCCUUAUUGAGGGUCAUCCUUACAUUUAUUUGGUCCAUAUAAAUGUCAUCGAAUCCUCUGUUGGAGCCACCAUACUAUCCAGAUUAACCGGUCCAUGGUUCAUAUGAACUAGACUAGUGUUCAUAAGGACAGCCCAAACGUCCGUAAUGGAUUUCAUAUAGCUCAAUGAGCUCCUUACUGGAUUCUUUGGGCUACCUUAACCUCACUCAAGAACUUUGGACCUCGAAGCUCGUCUUGGACAUUCUUUGGGCAUCAUGUUCAUUUUUCCGAAUCCAAAAUCAAUGCGGGUCAUCCUAAUACAUAUUUGGUCCAUCUCAGCGCCAUCUUAUCCUUUUUGGGGCCACCAUAAUGUCCAGAUUGACCUGUACACGGUGCAUUUUAGUCAGCCUAGUGUUGAUAAGGGGCACCCAAAUUUUCGCAAAGACCUUUCUUGUAUCUUCAUGAGCAUCUUUCUCGAUUGUUUGAGCUUGUCAGUCUUCACUCUAGUCAAUUAAGCACUUUGGACAACUUUGAAGCUCGUUCUGGACACUCAUCGGGCAUCAUGUCCGCCUUAAUCAACCCAAAUUUAUUGAGGGUCAUCCUUACACCCAUUCGGUCCAUCUAAAUGUCAUCGGAUCCUUUAUUGUGGUCGCCAUAAUAUCCAAAUGGACUGGUCCAUUGUGCGUUUGAGUUAGACUAGUGUUCAUGAAGGCAGCUCAAACAUCCGUAAUGGAUUUCACAAAGCUCCAUGAGCCCCUUGUAGGAUUGCUUGAGCAAUCUCAACCGCAUUUGCGGCACUCAAGUACUAUGUACCACCUUGAAGCUCGUUUUGGACUCUCUUUAGAUAUCUUGUCCAUCUUUACUAAUUCAAAGUUAAAUCGGUUCAUUUAGGCCAUCUAUGUGCCAUCUAAGUGCCUAAUCCUCUUUGGAGCCACCAUAAUAUUCAGAUUGGUUUAUUUGAGGAAGCCUCGUGUUCAUAAUGGCAACUCAAGUGUCCGUAAUGGAUUUCUCAUUGAACUCAAAACCACCCUGAAGCUUGUCUUGGACAUCCUUUGAGUAUAAUGGGCCAGUGCUUGAGAAGCAGCCAAUUCUACAAUGUGCUUUGACUGUGUGUUAAUCACUAUUUUGAACCACUUUCCCAACCAAAAUGUCUGCUUCCCAAGCAACACACAUGUCUUAUAAGAGUCAAGGCUGCAAAAGUUUCGGUUGUUUAGAAGUCACUAUGACUUACUCCUAGCAUUGUGUUGAAAGUAAGCCACAUUGACUUCCAAACAACCAAUUCUUGCAUUGCAGUGCAUUUUGUGUGACGGGUGUGUUGCUUGAGUUCACAACCCGGAUCGAAUGCCGAAUGUUACUGUUAUUACAACUUUUGUAAGAUAAUUUUAUUAUAAAACAGUUCGUGUCAGUCUGAGCUGAGUACAAAGAAGCCAUUUUAUUGAUCUCUUGGAUACUUGAAACUCCUCUAAACUUCAUUUUAUCAUGCAUUUCCCAACAAAAAAAAAACAAAUUUGUUACAAUAACGCUUACGUAACUUGUUUUUGUUACAUUGAAGUUACAGCAUCCCAAGCAGCACACAGAUGUCACGGAGGAGAGUAACGGCAGCACAAGUUUUGGUUGCGCAGAUGUGACUGCCCAAGCAACAAACAGGUUUUAUAGAAACGCAGAUUUUGGUUGCAUAGGAGUCAUUUUGACGUAGUUCUAGCAUUGUGUUAGAAUUACGUCAAAUUAACUUCUUUACAGCUAAAACCUGCGCUGUCGUGAUUCUCACACGACAUGCGUGUUGCUUGGGAGUGACUAACUUUCAGCAUAAUGCUGGAAGUAAGUCACAGUGACUUCUGCGGCACCAAAACUUGCGCUGCCGUGACUCUUCUGUGACAUCUUUGUCGCUGCUUGGGCAACGUUAUCACAAACCUCUAACCCCAAAACUCCACCCAAAAACCACCUGCAAGCAAUUUAGGUCAAUUCAUGUAGAAAAAAAGCAAAAAAAGAUAAACGACGCUAACAAAUGUAUAAAAGAGGAAGGGCUAGUUCGUAGUACGGGAUAAAUCAUGUGUGUAGAAAUGUUCCAUGCGUUACAUCGUUAAAACAUCGAAAUCAUAAAAACAGAACACGAAAAUCAUGACGACGUCAACAAAUUCAUCCACAUCUUUGUGUGAUCACGCAAUCGCAAUCAAUCAUUCAUUUUUACGUGUACCUAUUUGUAUUUGUAUAGAGAGAAAAGAUACCGAAAUAUGUAAAUUUGUAACCCGAGUGAAGCUCUAGUUAGGGAAGAGUCAUCCGGAGGAACCGGGUAUGCGGUUACUUCACGGAGUUAUUUGUAUAGUUAGUUGACAAAAAUUGUUACAAAAAGUGAAAAUUUAAAAAAAAAAGGAUGUUGUUCAGAUAUAAACAGAAAAAAAAACAUUGUAAAUUGUACAUAUACAUGGAUGUCAAACAAGGAUCGAAUCCAACCGAAGUAAACCUAUCGAGGUAAACAGAGUGUGAGAGAGUAAUAAAAGCUACCAUAACAAAAAAACAUUAACCACCAACACGUGUUUUGAAUGUUUCCCGAUGCAUACUAAUCCCUGAUGAUGAUGUUGUUGAUGAUGGAAUCGUGUGUCUUCCAAAUUCCUCGGUCCCCGGUUAGUUUUUGUCUGUCUGUACAUAAAAGGGGGUGCUGUUGCACGCCGCUGCCGGCCGCACCAUUCGAACACCGAUCGAUUUGGGGCGGCGGCCGGCGUGGAGGGCUGUUGUUCUUGGUUCUUGUAUCUUGUUUCUUGUUGUUGGCACCCUAGUACUCUAACCAUGUUUCGUUGUUGCAUGUCUUGUUGUUGGUAUCGAAGAAGAAGGGUUCAGAUGAGUGAAGGUUUAUUGCGGAGUUGCGCGCGGUUCGGUUCGGUUCAGUUCGAUGUGGCCAGCAAACAAUCGGCCGGUCAGGCUAGCCAGGCCGUCAAAGAUGCCAUCAACCCGACCCGACCACCGCCAACUUCCACGACCGACGACACGCCCGAUUUCAACCGCCAGAAAGUCUCCCUCCAAGUGCCGGACGCCGUCUUCGGAAGCUCGUUCUCUCUCAUUACCAACAUCUCGACGCAGUUCGGUAAUCUGAUCAUGAACUCCGCUCGCCGUGCCGGACAGUUUCUGUGGAUCGUCCAACCUCUGAUCGGUAAGCAGUUGACCAUUGAGGUUCCGACUACGACUACCACCACCCCAAGGCCAACGACCACAACCACCAGGGCUACUACAACCUCCGGGACCACAACUGCUAGGAGCACCACAACAUCCACCACCUCAAGAGUAGCUACCAGUACUUUUACGGUUGUCAGCUCCAGAGCCGAUACGAACACCAAUGAAAUCAAAUAGAUGGGGUUUAGGGGAUGCAUCAUUGGACGAGAGCUAAUAACUGUCAAAUUUUCGCACAGGAAAGUCUUGAAAAGAUUGGUGAUGAACAACUAUUAGGCUUAAGGGAUGAUAUUUAAGGGCGAAGCAGGUCAAGUGGAGUGGAUGCUUGUUACACCAAUUAUUUAUUUCCAGCUUAGCAAGUAAGAACGCACGAAGCUAUGGUGAAGCAGUUACCUUUAGGUUGUAAGAUCAUAUGUAAAAUAAACGAUCACAUGUUUUUGUCUUUUAUUGUUGUUUUU
Messenger RNA from Aedes albopictus (Asian tiger mosquito), 6609 nucleotides. Its product is annotated as salivary glue protein Sgs-3. The coding region runs from base 5774 to 6331 and encodes 185 amino acids. The record is from RefSeq and is a predicted model, not a curated record. The transcript has 3 exons. NCBI's taxonomy places the organism in Eukaryota, Metazoa, Arthropoda, Insecta, Diptera, Culicidae.